CGCUCGCUGUCCAGUGUCGAUCUCGACUCUCGCCUCGGUUUUCGUUCUGCAACGCUCUCGCGCGCUCCUUUUUCGCGACGGUCUAUUUUGCUUCGAAAGAUUUCCGCGAUCGCGGAUUCAGUAACGUUAUUGAAUACAUCACAGAGGGAGAAAAAGAGAAAACGGCAAAUCUUCAGUGAACACACAGAGAGUAAUUAGGACUUAAAAGGAUUCUCACAAUCGGAAGGAAAUUCAGCAGAUUUUGUAUUUCGAAAUUGGUCUCUCGCCGAGAGAUUACGUUCCGUCAUCUGCGUGAAGAUUAUAGAAGAAGAAACGCGCGCGAGAUAAUCCUAGGAUGUACUGUCUCAUCGUGCUGCGCAAGCAAAACGAGUUCUGUAGCUUCUUGUAAAACGAACAUGUACGAUCUUGUGUGAUUUGUGUCGUUUACGAGUGUCUCGCUUGAUUUCUCGUGGAACUUGAAGAGCAUGAGACAGAAACGAUUACUCGAUUUGAAAUAGUGUCAGUGAUAUAAAAGUUUUGGAAUUCCCGCGCGGAACGUUAUCUCGGGAAGAAGAUUUUUUUUAUCGGAGAUACACACGGUCUUCGUCGGCAGUUGCAAUUGUGGAGAGCCCGAUCGGUGAUUGGGAGGAGUUGCAGCAACAGCAGCAUCGUGUAAAUGUAGUGGCGACGGCCGACGCCUUUAUGAAUUACACGUCCGUGGACAGGUCCAGAAUGGUAUCGCACAUCGUACCUGUUUCUGGGGAGCUGCAGCAAGGAAAUGGCAACCUGAACACCGCAGGACUCGUCGUCAUAGAUGACGUUCAUUCCUUGAAGAUCAAACAGGAGCCAUUUCAGCUCUCGCCGCCGUCACCUCUACCGUCGCUUCAUCAAGUAAGCGGUUUCGAGCUGCAAAAUAGCUGCAUCGGUGGAACGAAGAACGUUGACUCGUCGGUUUCCAGCGGACUGAGUCGCGGGUUAACGUCGCAGCACGCUUCCCUGAGCCACCAUCAUCACCAUCACCAUCCCCAUCACAGUCUGCAUAGUCCCAACUCUGUGGUCUCUAUGCACUCUACCACUACCGCCGCCACCACUGGUUCGACGCAUCAUCAUCUGGACGAAAAGGGAUCGUCGCCGGUGGGCGCCCUCCACUCUACCACCAAUAGCAAUCCCCCUACACCGUCCGCACCUUCCACGCCCACCGCGGCCGCGACGGACGGCACCGCGAUCACAACCGUGUCCGGCACGAACAAUGCUAAUGGCACCAACAGCAAUACCACCGCCGCCAACAGCAAACCGCCCUUCAGCUACGUCGCGCUGAUCGCCAUGGCGAUUCAGCACAGCGCGCAGAAAAGGGCGACUCUCAGCGAGAUCUAUGCCUAUAUUACCGCCAAGUUUCCGUAUUUCGAGAAGAAUAAGAAGGGAUGGCAAAAUUCUAUCAGACACAACUUGUCCCUGAACGAGUGUUUCGUCAAGGUGCCCCGAGAAGGUGGUGGCGAGAGGAAAGGCAACUUCUGGACGCUUGAUCCACAUUACGAAGAUAUGUUCGAAAAUGGCAAUUAUCGAAGGCGAAGGCGAAUGAAGCGUCCUUACAGAAACGCGCCAUAUCACAAAUCGUUUUUCGGCGAUCCAUUUUCGACGACUCACGUACAUUUGGCACCUAAGAACAUUUUUGGACAUUCGCCCCCUUCAUACGCCCCUACCGCGUACACGCGGUAUGACACGAGCGCAUGGAGUCUGCAACAGUCGCAGCUAUCGUAUAGUCAUUGUCAAUCGCUGCAGCCGCAAUUGCAGCCGAUGCAGUCGAUGCAAAUCCCAACUAUGAACGGUUACGGUCAACUGGGUACCUCACUAAGUGAGUCACUAUUUUCGCACUUUGUACCCUCUUUUGCCGAGCGGGGUAAUGUCGAACGACCAGACAAAGCGUUUCAAGGCAAUUACCUGGAUGUUCCAGGUGGAACAGCCGGAUCGCCUGGUUCUAUGAGCAGCGGUUCCUUCGGUAGCAGCUUUGCUACGUGUAGCAGAAGGCACGAUUCCGCGAUGACCACGGAUAUGAUGCCCGGCAGAUGCUACUGGCCAGAGAUGGUGAACGUAAAGGAGGAACCCGGGACUAACACCGUAUCGACUGGCAGCGUCGGUGGCGUAGGUAUGCCAUCCGGCAUGAUGGGCUCUACGGGAUCGUCAAGCGUCUCCACAACAGGAUUUGCACCCAUGGAAUUCCAAACACGUUCCAAGUGCUUUAUGUGAACUGAGGAUUGGAGUAGCAGCACGAGCGACGAUUUGACAUCAUGGAGAUUGUAGAACGUGAUAUUGCGUGAUUCAGAACAAGUAGAGGCGUUAAAAAAACGCGAUCGUCGAUCGAUGGAGCCAUGAUCCAACGAACGGUAAGCGAUGCACGUGUGAAUACAUCUUGAUGACGCGCAGAGUUCCCAGAUUUGUAUUUAAUUAUCUGAUUCUUGAUUAAUAUACGGGAACAUUAGUCAGUAACUAUCGUAUGGUUGUUUGAAACAAAUCGCGUCAGAAAUUAUUAUAACGAUAUAGUGGAUCUCGCAGUGUGCUAAACACCCAUGUGAAAUUCGUGUAAUUGUCAUUUUUAUGUUGAUUUAAUGUUGAAAAUAGCUCGCGUUCGUUACAUGUGUUGCAUUUUACUAUAAGCGCACUCGUACACUGUUGAUAGCGCAUAUAAGCGAUAUGUGCGAUGCACGUGCUUGUCGUAACGAAAUAAUAUUAUGUAUACCGUAACGAUGAAAAUUUUUCGCGAAAAUGCGGCAAUGCACGCGCGCAACGCAUCUGUUACAAUUUCUAACAACUGUCGCGAGGAUUUCGCGUAAUGAGAACAAAGCGAUUGUAAAACGAUCUCUUAAACUUUAUUCUCGUUUCUUUUUUUCUCACGACAUAACAUUUCAAAAUACCUCUAUCUUCGUACAUAUAGUUUUCGACUGUUAGACAGUAUUUAAUAUCUACGUGAGAGAAGACGUGCUUGUUCAGGAAUGAAAAUGUCAUUCCGAUCGCAAUAGAGAAGAAACACACACAUGCACGAAUGUGUAACACGAAUUUAUCAACAAAAUUUUUGUCCUAAAGAUUAACAUGAAUAAUUAUUGAUAAUAAAAUUAUUUAUACCAUUAUUUGUAGAGAAAUAACGUGCAUGUUUUUUGCAUUUACACAUGUAAAGUUGCAUUUUUCAAUAUUAGGAUAUUAUUAAAGCAUUGCAACCUUAUGUAUAAAGACAUUUAUACAUAAUUAUGCCCCUGCCUGUAUGUAUACAAUACAUGCACGAUCGAGCGAUCGAAUGAUCUUUCAUUCUCUUUUUUAUGACGUGAACAUAUUUCGUAACACUCUACACAGCUUUUAAACGCAGAUUUACUGUAAGAAAAAAAGACGUCUUGUUGCAAAAAAUUCUUUUACAUACACACACACAUAUAUACAUAUAUGCACACACGC
Molecule: messenger RNA, 3417 nt
Organism: Pseudomyrmex gracilis
Lineage: Eukaryota; Metazoa; Arthropoda; Insecta; Hymenoptera; Formicidae
Product: forkhead box protein D1-like
Exons: 8
Coding region: 682-2223 (513 amino acids)
Biological process (GO): regulation of transcription by RNA polymerase II; cell differentiation; anatomical structure morphogenesis
Molecular function (GO): RNA polymerase II cis-regulatory region sequence-specific DNA binding; DNA-binding transcription factor activity, RNA polymerase II-specific
Source: RefSeq, a predicted model, not a curated record